Messenger RNA from Cryptomeria japonica (Japanese cedar), 3428 nucleotides. Its product is annotated as protein EARLY FLOWERING 3. Gene Ontology annotation, biological process: regulation of photoperiodism, flowering. The transcript has 4 exons. The record is from RefSeq and is a predicted model, not a curated record. Lineage: Eukaryota; Viridiplantae; Streptophyta; Pinopsida; Cupressales; Cupressaceae. The coding region runs from base 367 to 2955 and encodes 862 amino acids.
UGGACUUGUCAUACUUAAAUGGUAUGCUUCGGCAUCAUGUAGAGGCAUGCCGUUUUGGAGCCAAAAUAGCUACAGCGGUGGAGUGCGAGGAGUACAGCUGUUGAAAUAGGGGAUACCAAGUACUUUUCCAUGCCGUAACUCGUAACACAAGGCCAGAGUGGAAGUUUAAUCCUAGGUGGUGCAACCCAGGUUUUGUUUCUCCUAAAUUUGUCAGGUAACGAUAAGACGAGCCAGAUCCAACCGUGCUCUUUUUGCAGCUUUUUCAGUGCGAGUACCAAUGACCAUAGUUAUCCUGUCCUCUUUUUCAUAUGUGAUUCUAAACAGUCGACGCCUAUCCAUGUUACCCACUGAAUUGAAUUGAGAAGGAUGGCUGAGAAAAAUAGCAGAGAUGGGAGGAAGGGUUGUUUUGUUCCUGCAGAGAAAGAGCCCCUAUUUCCCCGGCUUCAUAUAAAUUCAGCAGGAGAGAAGAAAGGUGGGCCCAGAGCUCCUCCGCGUAACAAAAUGGCUUUGUACGAACAACUUUCAGUCCCGUCUCGCCGCUUUCAGCAACCAUUGACGCCCUCUGCUACCCAGAUGCAGGGUUCUAGUUUUGAAGGAAGAUAUUCAUUUUGCCCAGUCAAUUUCACUCCAAUGCCAGAUGCUUCAGGUUCAGAUGUGUGUUAUCAAGUGUAUGACCAAUCAGCUUCAGUUGUUACACAUGACAGUGCUGCAGGAGAAGGAAAUAAACAGUUUCUUAGGGUUCCAACUAUCGUUAGUUCUAUGACAAUGGGCUCAUCUUAUGGUUCAGAUAAAAGCAAGAAUCAGAGGAAUCUGCCAGGAAAGAAAGUCAGAGAUGAAGAUGACUUCAAGGUACCUCAAUGCUCUAACUCAAGGAUUAGCAACAUUAGCACAACAGGGCCAUGCAUCAUAGAUAAGUUUCAGACGGUAGAAAACUUUACUUCAAAUGCAAAUAGACCUUCCACUUCUUCAUCAAACACCUUUCAAUGUGAGGCAACAAUACCCACUAGUUCUGAUUCAGAUUAUUGGAAAAAGGGCAUUCAGGCUGAUUCAAAAGAUUGCUCUGAGAUUAAAGAUCAUCUAGAGCAGCAAAUAAAUUGUUCAGUCUCUCUUAAUUCCGAUAUUGACUGUAGUGUUUCUCAUCAACUGUUGGGAAACUCAUCAAGUGCUGCCCCAGUUCUGACAUCAGGUCAGAACACAACCAGGAAAAACCAUUUGAUUGGCACAGGAGAUAAUGUUGAUUCUGUCCAGUGGGUAGGCUUGAGUUCAAAUUCAACAUCGGAAGGUUUAUUGCUUGCCAAUAAUAAUAUUCAUAGAGAAGAGUCGGUUCAAGUUGCUGAUAUUAAUGAUAAGGGAGAAGACAACACAGAUGGAUUGAGAGAGAGAGAUGAGUAUGACCAGGUUUCAUCAUUGAGGAAUAGCUGUGAAAGCACCGGUGGUGCUGAGUGCUCUAGUGAUGAAAAUGCUGCUGAAAUAUCUGUGGCAUCUCAACCAAUGCAAGAAAACCGUUUUGAGGAUGAUUCUGAUUCCUCUAUGCUUGAUUCUGUUUCUAUUUCCAAUAUAACCCCAGAUGUUGUUAUAGAGAAUAUUGGAAAACAACAUUUUUGGAAAGCACGCAAAGCCAUUUUAAGGCAGCAGCGUAUCUUUUCUGUUCAAGUAUUUGAGUUACAUAGGCUGAUCAAGGUUCAAAAAUUGAUGGCCACAUCUCCGAUAUUGCUCAAUUAUGAUGAGUCAUCUGAUGCUCCAUCUGUGAAAACAGACAAUGCAAAUAUGUCAUCAGACAAUGUUGUAGAAUGGGAAAGAGUAAAAAAGAUGAAUGGUGGAACACAAACUAAUGAGCGGGUUAAUGCAAAUCCAACUGAGCUUGGGGCUGGUUGGUUGGCAAAUUCUGAAGCUGUCUGUUACCAAGGCUUGUACAACCAGGGACCUGGUAAGAUUAUGAACUGUGGGGAAAAUGGUAAUAUAUAUGCUCAAUGUUUUCCAUCAAUUUCAGUACCGUUUCCUGGCGGAAUGAAUACUUGGGGGUUUCCUCACCCAGGAUUUGGACUUGGUCAGUGGACUGUUCCUAUGCCCUCACCUCCAGGAGUAUUUAUGUACAAUCCAUUUGCCGGAGCUUUUCCUCCUGCAGCCUUUACUGGCUCAACUUUCAGUUCACCUGGAUCAUUGAGUUUUCCUUCUUUUGUUGGAGCCAAUCAAGGAGCUCAGAGUGAUUUAAGAUAUGGAUUUCCAGCAUCUAACAUGCACUGGGGAUCUCCUGUCUUUUCAUUGCCAGUGGCUUCCCAAAAUUUUCUUUCAAAUUGUUGCAGUCUUCCCUUUUCAGUGGUUGAUCCCAUGCAUGAGACACAUGCUUCUGUGGCUCCAUCUGUUUUUGCACAAAAUGGAAAAGCUGGGGAAGAGGCUGGACUAAUCACAUCAAAGCCUGCUUCUUCUGGAAUUCCUACUCCAUGUUCGGGAGCAUUUUCAAAUGAACAAUUGGAAAGUACUUUAACAAAUCAGUCUUUUACAGGCGUUAAUAGUCCUCGCUCUCACUAUGAUCGGAUCCAAAGUGGAUUGUAUACACCUCAGAAUUUUUCAAAUAUGCCAGAUAGAGUAAGAGAGAUAUAUCCUGACCAGGUUAAUGAGAAUUGCGGGCAAUUGUCAGAACAUAAUGAUUUUAUUGGAACUAAUUGUUUGAGAGGCGAAGAAGGUAAGCUACAGGGAGUUGCUAAUGAUCCAUCUGAAAAAGUAUCAAAGGCACACUGUGAAGAGGAAAAUUGCACAAAGAAGUUAGCAUAUCAAUGCAAAAUGACUCUGGAAAAAGACACAUUAGCACUAUUUCCUUUGCUUCCUUCAUUAGGAGGUAGGGAGCCUGUUUCUGGAAAAGAGCAUGGGAGCCAUGUUUUUAAAGUUGUGCCAUGUAAUCCUGUGGCUGCACCAGAGACAGCCGCAAGAAUUUUGUUUUCAAUCCAGAAAGAGUGACAGAAAGGGGAAUGAGCAGCCUACUUGGGUGUGGUUGAAAAUAAAAAAUAUUUAAGAAUGGGUGUAGGCCUGUCCUUGGAUUUGUUGUUGUAGUCGUAAAGUAUGUGCCAUCUUUUCUAAAUAGAGUUUAUCUUAUGGGUGAAGGUUCAUAUUUUGUAAUCUUGUCUUUGAUCUCCUUGAUCUCCAACUUGUUUCCUUUUUGUUGGACUUUGGAAUUGUACUUUUAUUGUUUUUCAGAUGUAAUCAGAUGAUACAAGGAUCCUUUCUCGUUAAAAGAACCAGGGACUCGGUUUCUUCUGUACUGGUGCAUUAGCCAGAAGUCACAAGAAUUGAGUAAUUCUAUGCUAUUCAGCAUAAUCUGUUUUUUUGACAGUGGAGGGUAUCUUGCCCUCUUGAAUUUCUCCUUUGAACCUAAACAAAAUCAACACACAUUGUUGCACAAUUUUUUGUGCAGCAAAUCUUCUGGUUUGACC